This is a messenger RNA of Candidozyma haemuli, 588 nucleotides long. RefSeq lists its product as uncharacterized. The transcript has a single exon. Gene Ontology annotation, cellular component: membrane. Gene Ontology annotation, biological process: mitochondrial respiratory chain complex I assembly. Lineage: Eukaryota; Fungi; Ascomycota; Pichiomycetes; Serinales; Metschnikowiaceae. The record is from RefSeq and is a predicted model, not a curated record. Bases 1 to 588 code for a protein of 195 amino acids.
AUGGAUCCUAUAGCAGGAAAAUACCCAUAUUGGAAGAGAAUCCUACAUAAGUUCCAGGCCAGAAGGGAUAUUCCGUUUAGGAAGAAGUUCUUUGUGGGCUACGAUCUCCAUGGUAACACUUACUGGGAGUUCACCAUAGAUGGUAAUAUGGGCCGCUUACGUCGAAAGCUUGAGCCAUUCCAGCAGUCUCUUUUUAAGGUGGACCAUUUUGACACGGUUCCUCCUCAGUGGCAUCAAUGGCUACGCCGUACGAGAAACGAGCCUCCUUCUGUGAAAGAGCUUCUCGAUGAUCAGUUGAGACAGCAGAGGAUGAAGCUUUUGGCUCAGCAUGCCGACCAGAAAUGGGAAAACGAGAAGGUCAGGCUCGAGAACGAGAACAGAAAGAAGCUUCAGGCUGAGUUGGAUAGGGUUGAGGCUGAGAAUAAGAAGUUCGAGGAAGAGGUCAAGCAGGCGACUCAGUCGAAACCAGCCCCAGAGGAGAAGACUGAGUCUGAUAAGAAAGAGGCAGACCCAUGGGCCGAGGCAGAUGCUCAAGCCAAAUCAGAGGAUAGUCCUAUUGAUACUGCAACCAUCAAACCAAGAAAGUAA